This is a messenger RNA of Monomorium pharaonis (pharaoh ant), 2129 nucleotides long. RefSeq names its product cytochrome P450 4C1. Gene Ontology annotation, molecular function: monooxygenase activity; oxidoreductase activity, acting on paired donors, with incorporation or reduction of molecular oxygen; iron ion binding. The record is from RefSeq and is a predicted model, not a curated record. Lineage: Eukaryota; Metazoa; Arthropoda; Insecta; Hymenoptera; Formicidae. The transcript is spliced from 11 exons.
AUUAAUAACUUUCAACAUUUUAACUAAAUUACUACUCAAUUCUUAUAAUAUCUUAAGCAUAAGCAUUAUCGCAUUUUUUAAUGCAAUGUUUAAAAGAAGCUUUUAUUCUCAUCAGUUAUAGAAGCGUUAUUUAUAGCACAAUAUUUAUAAAACUUGAGAGAUACUGGAGAUCUCAGAUGAUAUUAAGUGUUUAAUUGUCCAAUCGUUGCGUGAGUGUUUAUCAUUGUAGAAUUGAGUGUCAUGAAAUAAAGAAGAGGUAUAAAAGGAGAGUCCGCGGACAUUGUACUCUUAUUCCGCGAUUGAAUUUUGAAUGGAAGAAGGCAAUAAGCUCUACAAUCUUUUCUUGUUCACAGAUCACGAGAAUGGAUUUCAUCUUUUUGGCACUAUACACUCUUUGCAUUAUUGUGAUUUACGCAGUUUCGUCGAUAGUUCAUCAUGAGUAUGUUCUUCGACAGAAACUUAAAAAUAUUCCCCAUACCGGCGGAUAUCCUCUUAUUGGAAUGACAUUUGAGCAACUGACACUGUCGGAGUAUGAACGCAUAACAUGGUUUAUAAAAUUUAUGGAGAAGUCUAAAGAAGGAAUAUUUGUACAGUAGAUUGGAAGCACGCCUUUUGUUAUCGUGUACAAACCAGAAUAUUUAGAGGUUAUUCUUUCGAGUACCGUAAAUAUCACAAAAGGGAUCCCUUAUAAUAUUAUAAAAGAAUGGUUGGGCAACGGACUUUUGACUUCUACAGGAAAACAAUGGACCCACGAUAGAAAACUGAUUGGGCCAACGUUUCAUUUUAGUAUAUUAGAUCAAUUUGCUAUAGUCCUCUCUGAAAAAGCAGAGAUCUUAACAAAGUGUAUCGCAAGAAAAAUAGAGAAAGAUUCUGGGAAAGCCUUUGAUAUUUUUCCCCUUAUUGUCAAUGCUGCUCUUGAUAUUAUUUGCGAAACAGCAAUGGGUGUGAACUUACAUGCUCAAGAAGGCACAACCGCAUAUGCAUCAGCAACACGAAUAGCAUCCAAGUCAAUAAUGGACCGACUACUUCAACCGUGGUGCUGGAUUAAUUGGUUGUAUUAUUUAAUGCCUUCAGGAAAGCAGUUCAAAUCAGCCCUUGAUACAUUGCAUGGAUUUACGACAGAGGUGAUAAGUAAGAGAAAGGCUGAACGACGAUUGCAAAACAAUCAUACAGCAGAGGUUGAAAAUGAGAAUGAUGAAUUUGAUAUAGGUAACCGGAAAAGGAAAGCGUUCCUAGAUUUAUUAUUAGAUCAGAAUGCGAAAGAUGACGCUCCUUUGACCGAUGAUGAAUUAAGAGCGCAAGUUGACACGUUUAUGUUUGAGGGAUACGACACAACUGCGGUUGCGAUGACUUGGACACUUUUUCUGUUGGGCAAUAAUCUCGAGCAUCAGGAAAAGGUUCACGAAGAACUCAAAGAGGUUUUUGGAGAUUCGGAAAAACCAGCCAGUGUGAAGGAGCUGUCGCAAUUAAAAUAUCUCGACAGAGUUAUAAAGGAGACGCUUCGGAUUUUUCCAAGUGUACAUAUAAUCACGAGAGAACUGGAAGAAGAUGUAAAAUUUGAUAAAUAUACGAUUCCAAAAGGUGUCAAUGUCGCAAUGCCAAUUAUAUUAGCACAUCGAAAUUCGGAGAUUUGGCCUGAACCAAUGAAGUUUGAUCCAAAUCGCUUUCUUCCGGAAAAUUCAAAGCAUAGGAAUCCGUACGCCUACGUUCCGUUCAGCGCUGGACCGAGAAAUUGCAUAGGCCAGAGAUUUGCUCUACUUGAACUGAAAAUCGUGCUGAUUGCUAUUCUCAGAAAGUGGAAGGUAAAAAGCGUAAAAACGAUGGACGCGAUUCAGCACGGCAGCUCUCUUAUUUUGCGACCAACUGAAGAAUUACCCAUGUAUUUCACGCCGAAGAAAUGAACAAUUUGUCGAUAGAUACAUGUAAAUAUAACAUAACAUUAAUAUAAUAUUACUUAUUCUUCCUUCAAUUUAUGGUAAUCUUAGGAAGCCUUUUCAUGGGCGACAAAAUCGCAGCGAUUAAGUUUUAAAUUCACCCACUGUUGCAUGCGCGAUUUUUAGAGCGUCAAAUAAAUUCUAACCUAAAAUGGAGUUGAUUUCGGAAAAUAAUUAUUUACAGUAUCAAAAAAA